GCCCUUUGAUGCAUGGGACAGGGAUUCUGGCUGAGAUGGGGCAGGGGAUGGGCAAGGAAGCCCCACAUCUCCCCAGAUAGCCUUCCCUUCACCUCCCAGCCCAGGUCAGCAGGUAGGCUGCAGAGAGGUUGAGCCCUGAAUUUUACUAGGCCUGAGAUCACUGAACGGUUAGAUUUCCAGCAUUUGUCCAGAUGUGUUUCAGCGACAGCAUGGGAGCUGGUGCUGGGGGGCGGGGGGAGGGACUCCUCUCUGUUCCAGCUCUAUUCUGUGUGCCCACGGGGGCAUAGGUGCGUCCCUGAAGGGUCACUGAUCACUUCCUGGCCUCAGGAUCAUCAAUGCAGAGAAAUCUGAGUUCAAUGAGGAUCAGGCGGCCUGUGGGAAGCUGUGCAUCCGGAGAUAUGAGUUUGGGGUUGAAGAGGACCAAGAGUGGCUGACUUUGUGCCCAGAGGAAUUCCUGACAGGUCAUUACUGGGCACUGUUUGAUGGGCAUGGCGGUCCAGCUGCAGCUAUCCUGGCUGCCAAUACCCUGCACUCCUGCUUGCGCCGACAGCUGGAGGCCGUGGUAGAGGGCAUGGUGGCCACUCAGCCCCCCAUGCACCUCAGUGGCCACUGCGUCUGCCCCAGUGACCCUCAGUUUGUGGAGGAAAAGGGCAUUAGGGCUGAAGACUUGGUGAUUGGAGCUCUGGAGAGUGCCUUCCAGGAAUGUGAUGAGGUGAUUGGGCGGGAGCUGGAGGCCUCAGGCCAGGCAGGAGGCUGUACAGCCCUAGUGGCCGUGUCCCUGCAGGGAAAGCUGUAUGUGGCCAAUGCUGGAGAUAGCAGAGCCAUUUUGGUGCGGAGGAAUGAGGUGCGGCCCCUGAGCUCUGAGUUCACACCAGAGACUGAACGUCAGCGGAUCCAGCAACUGGCCUUUGUCUACCCUGAGCUUCUGGCUGGUGAGUUCACCCGACUGGAGUUCCCUCGGCGACUGAAGGGGGAUGACUUGGGGCAGAAGGUUUUGUUCAGGGAUCACCACAUGAGUGGCUGGAGCUACAAGUGCGUGGAGAAGUCAGAUCUCAAAUACCCACUGAUCCACGGACAGGGUAGGCAGGCUCGGCUAUUGGGAACACUGGCUGUCUCCCGGGGUCUAGGAGACCAUCAGCUUAGAGUCCUGGACACAAACAUUCAGCUCAAGCCCUUCUUGCUCUCUGUCCCACAGGUGACUGUGCUGGAUGUGGACCAGCUGGAGCCGCAGGAGGAUGACUUAGUUGUCAUGGCAACUGAUGGGCUGUGGGACGUCCUGUCCAAUGAGCAGGUGGCACGGCUGGUGCGAAGCUUCCUCCCUGGCAACCAAGAGGACCCACACAGGUUCUCGGAGCUGGCCCAAAUGCUGAUACACAGCACACAGGGGAAGGACGACAAUCCUACACAGGAAGGGCAGGUGUCCUACGAUGACAUCUCUGUGUUCGUGAUUCCCUUGCACAGCCAGCACCAAGGGCGCAGUAGCCACUGAGGAUUCAUACACCGCAUCCCAGAACCACUUACGAACCAGGUGCAGUCUGGGCAUCCCUCCACCAUCAUCAACAGCAGGUCUGCCUGCCCCACCCCAAGACACAGCCUAGGACUCUUACCCUCGACCCCAACCCAUUUCAAGGAAAGCAUUUCUACCAGGCAGUGCUGGUAGAACAUGGAGCAUCCAGCUCCCCAGAUCCCCGCUUUGGCAGGCAGGCAGAGUUCUAAUGUCAACAAUAACAUCUGGCAGACACUUUACAACUUAGGAAACCCAUGCGAGGUUUCUGACAAGAUCCUUAACAGCCCAAUAUAUUACUCUCUGAUGGGGACAGUUGGCCAAAGAUGCCAGGAAGGGCAAACAGCCUGUUUGGAUCCAGAUUUCCAGUCCAUGAAUAGCAGGAUAUCUACUCAACAACCCCCAAAACACAUGCAGGGUACCUUCUGGGAAGUCUUAUGCAUACCUGCUAAACAGCCAUCUUGCAGCAGCCUGUGGGGAGACCAGCUCAGGUCCUGCUCUGCUCCCCUCUGUACUGGAGGAGGGGCAUAAACCCAGGGGCUAAAGUAGGGGGAGAACAAAAAGGGGCAGAGCUGGCUGAGUGGAGAAUGCUCUCAUUUCUCCUCCUGCCUCUAGCGUGGUCUCCUCAUUGCUACUUUCUGGCCUCAACCUUGCCCCAGACUGAUGCCUCAAAAAUGCUGUUUUGUUGAUAUUCGUCACUUUCCUAUUAAAUGUUUCUGUGCAGAAGA
Molecule: messenger RNA, 2232 nt
Organism: Vicugna pacos (alpaca)
Lineage: Eukaryota; Metazoa; Chordata; Mammalia; Artiodactyla; Camelidae
Source: RefSeq, a predicted model, not a curated record